Molecule: messenger RNA, 6036 nt
Organism: Astyanax mexicanus (Mexican tetra)
Lineage: Eukaryota; Metazoa; Chordata; Actinopteri; Characiformes; Acestrorhamphidae
Product: zinc finger CCCH domain-containing protein 13-like
Exons: 3
Coding region: 1-4026 (1341 amino acids)
Molecular function (GO): phosphatase binding
Source: RefSeq, a predicted model, not a curated record
AUGCCUGCCUGGAAACGAGGGAUCAUCCAGCGCAGGAAGGCAAAACAAGAAGGCGGAGGUGACAGGGAGCGAGACAGGGAGGGAGACGGGAUACAGUACGGGUUUACCAGCAGGAGCUUUGAUGCGUACUGUGAUGAACAGCUGAUGCUCAGACAGACAGAUAGUGAAAUUGAUACAACUUCUAAAGAAACAUUCAGUCAGGUGUCUGUAGAAACCAUCGGCCCCAUUCGACAGAACCCUUUCAUCCGGUCCCAGAACAGCUACAAGAGAGAGAACCGCAGGAGGGAGGCGGAAAGAGAGAAUCAUGGAAAAGAGAAAGAGACGAGUGGAGAAGAUUACGUGGGGGAGAAGGAAAAAGAUACACGAGGAGAGGACACCCAAAACCAGGAACGAGAGUUCUGGAGAGGCAGGGAUAGAGAGAUAAGAUUGGAAAGAACCAGGGACAGAAGUGAAGGAAGAGAGAAAGUUGGGGUUGAAGGCAUUAAGGACAGAGAGAAGGAUGUUGGAAGAGGAAGAAAAGAAGGAGAAAGAGAUGGAGUGUGCCUCUCUCUUUCCUCCGGCCUCCGAACUAUUAAAGCAGAAAACAUUAUCAUAAUCGAGAAAGAUGGAAAGACUGGCGAAAGAGAAAGGGAAGAAAGGGAAGGAGAGAGACUGGCUGAGCAGGAAGAAAAGAAAGGCAUGAGGAUGGAUCUGAGAGAGAUUUUGGCCAGUGGGGGAAAUGUGACAGAAAUCAAGGCUUCCGAGGUACUGAUCAUCAAACCAUCCAUUUCAGAAGAGAAAAAUAGAGAAGUGGAGCAGGGGAGUGAGAGAAAGAGUAGCAAGGAGAAUGUGAUUGAUAAAGGGAAGGAAGGAAGAGAUCAGGAUAGAGGGAUGAAGGUAGCCGAAGUGUGGUCUGGAAACACAAUAACUCUGCACGAAGACUUGUUUAAGCAAGAUAAGGACAGCCUCGGAAGUGGGAGGGUCAGUCAGAUCCUCAGCAAAUUCGGCCAGCAACUGAAAUCUCCCUGCAGGUCCAAAAGCAUCGACUUCAUCAGACCAGGCAAAGAAAACUCCAGAAUUAGACUAAUUUAUGGGCAGGAGGAAGAGAGGAAAGAGGAAAUGGAUUCUGGAGGAUUCAAGGGAGUACCUAAACGUUCAUUCAGUUUCUCUGAACAGGUCGUCUCUGAGGAAAGAAAAGUAGUAGAAAGGGCUCACUCUGACCGCAGACAUCCACCUCCAGUGAUGAUUGUGCAAUCUGAGAGUGUUGAUCCCAGCACCAGGAAACCUGUAAGAGUGAGAGAUGACCAUCAGUUGGUGAUGCAAAGAAAGAGGGAAAUUGAAGGCGAGGUGGAGAAAGUGGAGCCAAAAGUACAAGAGAGCAGGAUAGACAGACAGGGUGACGAAGGGAAGGAGCGAGAUGCGAAAGGUCAAGGUAACUCGGAAGCCAGUGGUGGGGAGGUCUUCAGCAUGGCUUCAGUCAGAAAGCCGGAAGGCAUUGCGUUUGCAAGGCGGAUCCCAAUUAGACAGGACAGGAAAGAGUUAAAGAGAUUACAGGAAAACCGAGUAGUGGACCGAGACAAUGUGAGUAGACCGCAAAAAGAAAGGGACAAGAACACAGAGAAGCUGCAGAGAGAUUCUGAUAAAGGAAGGCAAGUAGAGGUUCACAUCGAGGAAAAAGCUGAAUCCAUAAAGCUUAGGAGAGAUGGAGAGGAAGUAACGGUUGUGAUGGAGUCCGUGAAGUCCUCCUGUUCAUGCAUACUUGAUUCUCAUCACUGGUCCAACUCUCACACUGUCUCAGAUCAUAAGACUGAAAGUCAGCAGCAUCCAGCAGUCUCAGGAGUCAGACUGAGGAAGGAUGAUGCAACCACAGAUUACUGCAAACCACAGAACCAGCCAGAACAUGUUGUGCCGCCUCAAAACAGAGAUGAGCGCCUGAGUAAGACGGGUAUCGUGCAAGAAAUAAGGGAUCAUAAGAAUAUAGGGCCAAGUCAAGAGAGUGACGCUCCUGGGAACAAAGAUAAAACAGAGAAAAGUAUGAUUUGGCAUGAACAAGAAGAACUUCUAAGAAGCACAUCUAUCUCAAACAGUUAUCAUCCCUCUUUAAAGUCAGAUGAGGCUUUGGAACCUCCAGCUCCAAAGUCUCCUAAACACGCUCCCUGGAUGUCUGGAGUUGCCCAGCAAGAGAUUCGCAUCCCAAGAUCUGUCUUCUUUGGAGUUGAAGAGAUGGCAGAGGAACAUAAGCCAAGUCUCUCUCUGGAAGGAGAAGGACAGAUUGUUGGAGGAGAUAAAGAAAGAGGUGUAGAAAGGAGGGAAAGCUGGAAGGCUGGAAGACCCCUGACCAGAGUCGAGUCCUUAAGGGAAAGAAUUCGCCAGAGAGAGAUGGAGAGAAAGAAAAGAGGUGAAGUAGAGGGCGAGGGAGGCAGAGAGACAGACAGAAGUGAAGGCGAGGGGAUGGAGAAAGGGGGAGGAGAAAAGAGGAGAGAAGCAGAAGGAGCUCAGAGAUGUUCAGUGAUGGUGAACAGACAGGAAGCAGCCGUACCGCAGACUCUCAGCCUUUUUGACGUCACAAAGGAAGUAAGUGUGUCAAAAGCCAGCCCCCAACUUCCUGCUUCUGUUCCUCUCUUACUGUCGCAAUCGCUCUCAGCUGGACGAGAAGCUCCACAACUCUCCAACAACGGCAAGCGCUAUUUGGAGCAAGAUGAGGAAUUCAGGCAACAUCAGGACACUGACAGCUUGACGAGAGCACCAGGAGAAGAAGGAGAAACAGAGGACGAUCUGCUGGAGGAUAAGUACCUCUGCCCUUCCCAAUCUCCAUCUCCAACCCAGUCUCUUUCGCCCACUCCUUCGCCACCUCUGCCCAACUCUUUGGCAGCCAUGAGUCGAAUCUACAACCUGAAGACUGUGGGCUCCAGAACUGCGGUUUGCAUCAGCGAGAGGAACUCAGAUGUUACCUCGCACAGCAAAAAGGUCUUUCCUGAGGGGAGGUUCACCCCAAAGUCUCACUCAGUGACCCAAACCUCAGUGUCGUUAGGGACGGACAGGACUGCGAGAGACGGACAGUCAGUGCCAACCACAGAAACAUCCGCAGUUCAGUCAGUGCAGCGACAACUAGGGCAACUGCAGCUCAGAGAACAGGAAGUCAAACAAAGUUCCCCUGGCAAUGGAGACAUGCAAUAUGGUCCUCAGAAAGAGACUGGUAGAAAGACAGCUGAAGGCCAGAAAAGGCCAGAGACACAAACAGAGACACAGAAUUCUGAAUCUCCAACCAGCUCCAGAGCUUCUCCAUCUCAGCAGACAGGAUCACGGAUCCCAACUAAACUUCCCCAGCCCAAGUCCUUCACCAUUAACGGCCGGAAUGCUCAGUCCCCAGAAAACGUCCAGAAGCCACCACCAUCUUCACCAUCAUCUCCAUCAUCUAUUUCCCUCUCUCCCUCUUUGGCACCCUCUCCAACUCGUUCCUCUCCUCUCUUUUCCAUUCGGAGUGCCUCUGGUGGUCCAGGGAAGAGGGGGACCACCAUAACCAUCACUCCCAGGAGGCCAGCAGCUGGGAACUCACCAACUCCAGCAGCUUCAUCUCCAUCAGCUUCAUCUCCAUCAGCUUCAUCUCCAUCAGCUUUAUCUCCAUCAGCGACCCCAACGAUACCCGAGAUCCCAGUUCCAAUCCCAGAGACCAACAACACGGACGAGGGGCGUAAGAAGAGAUACCCCACUGUAGAGGAAAUCGAGGUGAUUGGUGGAUACCAGAACUUGGAGAACUCAUGCAUGGUCAAGAACAGAGGAUCACCAAAGGGGGCGUCGGUGCGUUUCGAGUCUCAGCUGGAGCGAGUUUGUGAGUACCCGUCGGAGGACUCGGUGCUGGCCUCGAUGCCGGCCGGCGGAGACGAGCCGGGGGGUGAGGACGGGAGGACAGCAGAUAGAAACGAUGAGGGACAGGAGGAAGAGGAGGACGAGGAAGGUGGAGCAUUCGUCUCCAGUGGUGCCAAGAGCGUGGGGACGAGUACAGGAGCAACUCGAGUUCUCAGAGUCGACGAGUCGUGUCGACGUUAAGCGCUGCUCUUGCCGAGCUGUUCUCCGGCUGAAGUGUUCAGUGAUAAACACGGCUGUACCUGAAGAUGAAGAAGAAUGUUUUAGAGUUAUUUGAAGGAACUGCUGUUUGCUUGAAAAUAAUUUAAAUCAGAAGAACUUUUCUAACAUUAGUUGUGCAGUUAAUGAUACUUGAAUGAGAUUUUAUUUUUUCGUUUUCUGGGGAUUUAUCAGUGCAGAUGUAUUCACACGCUCUGUUGCUAUUGAAACGACACAGUUGAAAGGCAGGAAAAUAGUUGAUUUAUGACUAGAUUUGAGAAUUUUCUCCUGCCAAGACAUAUUAUUUUUUGCAGCACACAUUUAAAUCAAUAGUGUAAUCAAUAUAUAUUUUUUAAAAAGCUGCUGCUGUUUAAUGAUUAUUCCAUCAAUACACAGUAAAAGCACUGGUACUACUGUGUACCAGAUUAUUAUGCAAAUUAUAUUUUUCCUGAUGAAAUUUUUCCUAAAUGAUUGUUGCAAGAGUAUGCAUCCAAUUUUAUUGUACAAACCUCCCGAUGAUAUCAUAUAUAUUCUUCAAAAACAAACAAAAAAAACCUCAAAAUGCACUGUUCUUAAUUAUUAUGCACAGCAGAGUUUAAAACAUUUUAUUGUAGGUUGUAAAGAACUAAAAAUGGUCACUUAUUGGAAUUGCAGCAUUAAGAAGGUUUUACAUUCACUAAAAUCAAAAGCUAUUUUAAUCAAAAACAUCCUAACAGGCCAAGUUACAUAUUAACAUAGGAACCCUAUUUUAGAAACUCUUAAGUUUUCGUGAAAUAUCUAAUGUAUUCAUAGUGCAAUGCUAACAUGCUAACAGCUAACAUUAGCGGCGAGUUAGCUAUUUAGCUAGUUAGCUGUUACCGGUGAGAGAACUAAGGUUAGCAGAGAGCUAUAUAACACAGUAACGUUAGCAACGAGUUAGCUACAUUGACAAAUUAUUUUCUACCAAAGAAAAUAUGACUACAUUUUUGGGUCUUAAAUCAUAUUUUUGCGGUCUAAUAAAGGUCUUAAAAAGCAUUAAAUUUGACUUUUAAAAUGGUGCAAGAACCCUGUGGUACUUUGCCUCAUAUAGACUAUGAUAUAAAAUCUAGUUAUACAACAAAUUGUCGCUUUUCGGCAUCAGAGACAUCCUUUUUCUUUCCCAUAUUGCUUGAAACCUGUGACCUGCUUAAUGAUGUGGAACAUCCUUCUUAUGUAGUUUUCCUUUAAUUGGGCUCACCUGGCAAACUAAGCUUUAUGACACUUUGCAAUCAUUUGUGACAAUUAAUUAUGACAAUUUGCAUAAUAAUUUGGAACACAGUGUAUGUGAGUGUGUAUGGCAGUUCAGACCAUGAAGAAUAAAAACACAGGAAGUGAAGUGAAGUGAAGAACAGCACCAUCAGAAACCACAGCGUUUCUGCAGCACAAAACUUGUGAGGCCUUCACACGUGAUCAGAGGUUCCUGCAGCUCUGUGGACUCAAACUGCUCUGUUUUUUUUUUUUUUUUUAUAAAUUAUGUAAUUAUGAUUUUUGGAGGGAAUUUGUGAUGCUUAGGUUGUACAGAGUGAUAUGUUGAAAUAGAAACUGUGUAAAUACAUGUUUAGAUAUAUUUUAAAUUGAAUUAUACAACCUAGACAGAGAGAUCCACACCCAUUUUAUGCUUUUAUGCAACAAUUUCAUAAGCCCUGGAAUAGAACCCUGUGGGACUCCACAAGACAAAUACAUUUUUCUAUAGUAUAUUUUCUGCAUUAGGAUAACUAAUAACUAAACAAUAAUAAUAAAGGGUUCCCAGGGCUCGAUGGGUUAAAGCACUGGAUAAUAAACAGUGUUAUUGUGUAUAUUUCAGGAUAUACAGAUACUGAUUUAUAGUUUUGAUCUGAAUAAAAGUCUAUACAAGAGUUUUAAGAAAGUGUUUAUAUACUUGGGUAAAAAUACAUUUCUGUUUGUUUUUCUUUUUUAAAUCGUGGUUGAAGAAGCUGGCUUCAAAAGAGAAAUAUAAAUAAAACGUAAUAUAAUAAA